UUUUUCUUUUCUUUUUGUUUCUCCAUCAUAGCAUUGGAGAAACCUAAUUCAGGUUUUUGUUCUGCUGAAGGAUUUUUCUCAUUUUCUAUCUUGUUUCAAUGGAGAUGUUUUGUGGUGAGAAACAGUACAACUACAACACCAGGUUACCCACAAACUCCAGCAAAAUAGAACUUAAUCUUAAGGUUUUCCCUUGUGGUGAAAAUACAAAAGAGAGGGGGCUGACAAGGUCAUCAUCAUUAGGGGCUGGAGAGAGAGUAAAGAAGAUCAGUGUGCCAUCUUUGGAGAGAUCUUGCUCUCUUCCAGAAUAUGAUAAAUUCAAGUUCCUCACAAAUCCUACUCGUUAUCAAAAGCAUGAGGGUCCAAGACAUUCAGCUGAAGGAGAAGUUGUCUUUAAGAAAGAAAAUGAUUCAAUCGUUUCCUGGAAAACAAUUGUGAAGGAAAUUUCACCUAGGUCUUUCAAAACUAAACAGGAGAAUCCUACCAAAAAGCUUAAGAUUCCUAAUUCCUGCAGUCUUAAAGAUGAUGCAAUGGAGAUCCUGAGACAAAUUCCAAGUGUGACUACUACUGGAGAUGGCCCUAAUGGGAAGAGAAAAGAAGGACUUCUGUACAAUUAUAAGUCUGGUCAAGUUACUAUUGUAUGCGUCUGCCAUGGUUACUUCCUCACUCCAACAGAGUUCAUCAUGCAUGCUGGAGGCAAAGAAGUGGCUAACCCCAUGAAGCAUAUCACUGUUUAUUUUAGCUCAUUUUAGAGGUCAAUGUGAAGUACUAUAUAAAUAAUCUA
Messenger RNA from Lotus japonicus, 781 nucleotides. RefSeq names its product ninja-family protein AFP3-like. Gene Ontology annotation, cellular component: nucleus. The record is from RefSeq and is a predicted model, not a curated record. The transcript is spliced from 4 exons. Gene Ontology annotation, biological process: negative regulation of DNA-templated transcription; signal transduction; response to abscisic acid. Lineage: Eukaryota; Viridiplantae; Streptophyta; Magnoliopsida; Fabales; Fabaceae. Bases 99 to 749 code for a protein of 216 amino acids.